This is a messenger RNA of Colletotrichum graminicola M1.001, 732 nucleotides long. RefSeq lists its product as uncharacterized. The coding region runs from base 1 to 732 and encodes 243 amino acids. The record is from RefSeq and is a predicted model, not a curated record. Lineage: Eukaryota; Fungi; Ascomycota; Sordariomycetes; Glomerellales; Glomerellaceae. The transcript is spliced from 3 exons. Gene Ontology annotation, molecular function: ATP binding; kinase activity. Gene Ontology annotation, cellular component: cytoplasm.
AUGGAGCAGCAAGUGACGCGACUCGUUGAAAAGGCUUGGGACAAGUUCCAAAAGACGCCGGCCGACCAGCGCCUCAUGAUCGGAAUAGCCGGGAUCCCAGGCUCAGGCAAGACAACCCUCUCACAGCUAUUGACAACUCGCCUCAACGCCCGCGCCGCGACCCUUGACCCUUCCAAUCCCUCCCGGGCGACGCACCCCCCCCCGACGGCCUUUGUCCCCAUGGACGGCUACCAUCUGACCCGGGCCCAGCUCUCCAGCAUGCCCGAUCCGGUGAACGCCCAUGCCCGCCGCGGUGCAGUUUUUACCUUCGAUGGGGACUCCUUCCACAAGCUCGUCAUCUCCCUGCGCGAGCCUCUGCGCGCCGACACUACUCCGAUAUACGCACCGAGCUUCGACCACGCCGUCAAGGAUCCCAAGCCCGAUGACAUCGUCAUCCAGCCAUACCACCGCAUCAUAGUCUUCGAGGGCAACUACCUAGCUCUCGAUAGGUCUCCAUGGAACUAUGCCGCUAGGCUCAUGGACGAGCUGUGGUUUGUAGACGUCGACUUCGACGUGGCGAGGAAACGUUUGAUUACCAGACAUGUCAUGGCCGGUAUUGCCAAGGAUGAGGUGGAGGCUGACAGAAGGGCAAGGGAGAACGAUCUAGUCAACGGGAAGGAGAUUGUCGACUUCCGUUUACCCGUUGAUGAGUUGAUUAUCAGUCGGGAAGAUGACAAGUGGAUUCACGAAUAA